AAAAAGUUUUGAGUUUUUUUUUUUAUUAUUCUCUCCAAAGCUAAAUGAGUGACUCAAAAUGUUCUUCUUGAUUCCGAUUUGCUCAGUGAACUCUGGACCUUCUUUCACUUUCUGAUUCUAUAUCCUUGAAAUGACAAAAUAUUUUUUCUCUCCAACAAACACAACAGUUAGUGUCUUGAAUCAUUCACUGCAGGAAAAACUCAUAAAAAACAACUGGGAUCCACUUGACACUCUUAAAAAGAUGGCAUUUAUUAAAGAUGAGAUUCAAGACAUGAAGAUUGAAGAAACAUUCAGAGUCAAAAAAGAAGAUCCUGAGGAACAAACAGUACAGAGGGGUUUUCGAAUGAAUCGUAGAAUUAAAAUGGAGAGUGAAGACAUGAAGACUGAAGAAGUGUUGAGAGUGAAACAAGAAGAUGAUGAGGAACAAACAGAUGAUAAAAGCUCAAUAAAAACUACAAUCAGCAAAAGAACAUUCAUUGUACCAAAAGAUAUGGCUGUCUGGAACGAGGCAAGUGAAGACGCAUUGAUCAGCAUGAUCCGGGAAAGGCCGGCUUUAUAUGACAUUACAGAAAAAUCAUAUUCCAGCCGUGUGGAGAAAGCUGAAAUGUGGCGUGAGAUCGAAAAUAAACUUGUCAUAUCAGAGAAAGAGCUCAAGAAGCGAUGGGAUUCAUUGCGAACCCAGUACUUGCGUUAUAAGAAACAAGGACCCUCAGGAAGUUCUGGAUCUCAGAAGACUGGCAGGCAGCAAUGGAUCUUGAACCGCCUGCAGUUUCUACAGCCUCACAUGAAAAGGAAUGAGAGAACUUCAAAUUUAACUAUCAGGGAAUCUUUGGCUGAUAGUGAUUCCUGUUCACCCUCAGAUGGUACCAACAGUGACACAUGGACUGGCACCCAUGAAGAGCCCAGCUCCAUUGAGGUGGAGGUACGGCCCAGUACAUCCUUGCCUGAAUCCACACUCUGUGAAAAUGAGUCCACAGCUGAAUCCACAGCCAUUAGAAAGAAACCAAAUACUCCAAAGCCUCCGGGGAAGCGCAGGAAGAUGCAGGAUGAAUCCUCCAGUAAGGAGUCCACAUACUUGAUGCGCACCAUUGGCAAAACUCUGGAAAAGUUGGCAUCACAGGAAAACACCAAUGAUGCCAUCUCAGCUUUCUGCAAAAAUCUAGAACACAGAAUGCGGAGUUUGCCAGCACAUGUACUGCCACAUUUCCAGCAUGAGGUUGAUGAUUGCAUUUUCAAAUAUUCGGUGGGCCACAACCAUUCACUGGAGGCAUCUGUCAAUCAGUAUACACACCUCUAAUGUGUUACGCUGCAAAAGUGCAAGCAUGUUUGCAGUAUAUUUGCAGUAAGUUGUACAUGUACAUGCACAUUUGUAAUUUAAAUUAAUUAUAUUAUAGUGCUUGCACAAUUCUAUUUAGAAUUUAGUCUCUUCUGUUUUUGGUUAUUUUAUAUAAUUUACCUUCUAGCUCAUUUUUUGGCCCUU
This is a messenger RNA of Carassius auratus (goldfish), 1480 nucleotides long. RefSeq lists its product as uncharacterized. The transcript is spliced from 7 exons. Lineage: Eukaryota; Metazoa; Chordata; Actinopteri; Cypriniformes; Cyprinidae. The record is from RefSeq and is a predicted model, not a curated record. Bases 131 to 1297 code for a protein of 388 amino acids.